This is a messenger RNA of Halichondria panicea, 1788 nucleotides long. RefSeq lists its product as uncharacterized. The record is from RefSeq and is a predicted model, not a curated record. The transcript has a single exon. The coding region runs from base 684 to 1655 and encodes 323 amino acids. NCBI's taxonomy places the organism in Eukaryota, Metazoa, Porifera, Demospongiae, Suberitida, Halichondriidae.
GUAAUGAAAACCAUCGUGACCUCCAUUGGAAGAAUCUGCUGCUAGGGCUAAUUAUGGCUGACAUUGUGUUUGGUGUUUUCAUUGCCUUGUUUUCAUAGCGAUACCGUAUUACUAGAAUAUUUUGCGAGUGAAAAACCUUUGCGAAUGAGCCAAAUCAGCAGAAAAUUUGACCCUUUGCGAUCUAACUAUUGCGUUCUGGAAAGGAUCAUGUGUAUUUACUAGUAGGUUUUGCGGAUUUAAUUGUUGCGAAUUGAUCAACCCUCACAAAGUUUGCAAAUGUUUGAUGCUCGCAAAACAUUCUAGUAAUACGGGUAAGCGUGUAAUAGAAGCCACAUACAGUCCCUUCUGCGUUCUACUUUUUUUAUCACACGGUCGCGUAGCCUCUGGUGAGGGGUCAUUGUGAUAUAACAUGUGAAUUGUGUACAGGCAGCACGCUACAACACUCGGUCUCAUGCUACAUCUAUUACGUUAUGUUGGAAUCUCAGUCAUGUUUCUAUUCUUGGAAUGCACGACUGUUUACAUGAAUAUUGCUAGACUCGUUAAAUAGACUAGUUGCAUGAAGCUUGUGCAAUACCAUAAUUAGUUUCGUGUAAACUGUGAAUUUAUUUGCACUUGCUUAGCUGGCUAAGUAAGCUGACUAACUACAUUGCUGUGUUUUAGGUCAGUAUAUAAGAAAGUACACCAUGCAAUUGCACAUUUUAUUUUCAAGACGAGACCUUCUGUAUAAUUAUAUAGUUGUAAUAAUUAUGGCAACAAAAGAAGCUUCAAAUAAAUUCACUUGUCUAGUGAAUUUUGUCAACGAAUUUGAUGCUUCUAAAAAAAAGGUUGUCCUCUUAUUUAAUGAAAGACGGAAGACAUUUUCUAGAGACGUAUUUUCAAAAAUUCUUUGGCCUCACUUUAAUCAGUUGAUGGAAAUGUUGGAAAUAUUCAUCAAAGAUCUACUGAAAGAAACCGUAGAAAUUGUGUUUAAAGAGCUUCUGGCUUCAUCAACAUCCAAAGAAACUAACAAACUAACUCCCCAUCUUCAAGAAGUUGUGGCACACUCUCUACUACACCACUCCUCCAAAGAUGAUAAAAAGGCAGCCUUUGAAAUGAGCUCGUACCUCCUACCUCACCCAGAGCUUUGGAGGGACAGUUUCGAUAGCUACAAGCAGUAUCUAUUGGCCAAAUGUGAUGAGGUUGUCCCCGUGUUCGAUGGAGCCAAUGGCAUCGAUGAGACAUUCAAGGAAAUCUUUGAAUCUACUGGUACUACACUCAGCCUUUCUAGUGCUGUGAUUCCAAUCAAAGCAUCGUAUUGUUAUAAAGAAUAUCAAGUGACUGAUCUCGUUCUCUCCUCAGUUGAUGGUCUAUCAACUAUCUUACAUCUCUAUCAUGGAAUACACUGUGUUGUAACUAAGAAAAGCCUCAACUACUUUUCAAGCAUCGAUUGCAAACUAUUUCAAGAUCCGCAAAAAGUACACUUCCAAAAAUUGCUAGGAGAAGUCCCGGGAGAUUAUCUAGAAUACUUUUACAGAUGUGUAACAAGCCAUCCGGACGAUCCGUAUCUUUAUUUCGAACAGUGUAAAAAUUUGAUGUACUUUUUGUGGAGCUUAACACACUCUUUAUGUGAUGCAGUCUCGACGUUUAUGAAGGAUCAUUUUGAUAUUGAACUCUAGAAACUUGUUAGUUUUCAGUGUGUGUGUGUACUGCUGUUGUUUGACGUAAAUACUGAUAAUAUUUUCUUCCUGUUGUUUUUGUCUGUCAGAGUACUGUAACACCAUUGAAAUUAUUAUACCAUCCCAUAAUUAA